GGCACCAAGACUAGUUCACCAAAUAAAUGUUUCCACUCCCGUGGGUUUGGUUUUCCGAUUAAAUUUCUGGACCACGGCGGGACGUCAGCCACUUAAUUCAUCAGCAAAAUUAACUUGGACGGAAGGAGCCUCUCAGAUCAACGUGUGAUAUGACUUGAUAAUGGUCCCGCUGUCUGACGCCCAUAGUAACAGCAACAACAAGGCUAUAAAAGGUAAUAAUCGGAGAGAAACAGCAUUGUUAUUCCACCUUAACAACGAAAGGUGGCCACUGAAAAGGGCUGGUUUGUCAAUACAAAGAAAUAAUGCAAACAGGAACAGGGAUGAUGUCAUCAAAUUUGCAGAUCCGAAAGUGUUCCUUACCCAUGGGGGUUCUCUGCAGGAAAUUCUCCUCGAAUACCACUCAAUCGAUCAGAUCAGAGCCAAGGAUGCCAUCCUUCUCCUCAAUAGACAGUCAGAGCAUCAAUCCUACCAGGGUGGUCAAGGAGGUCAGGGCACUGAUGGUUGACAUGGGCACAGGCUAUUUCAAAGCAGGCUUUGGUGGCCAUGCCAAGCCUUCAGUCGUCAUCUCUUCCACAGUGGGUAGACCCAUGCAGCGGAGUGCCAAGACUGGAGACAACCGGCAGGAGAACUUUGUGGGCAGUGAGCUGAGAGCCCCUACAGAGCUGCGGCUCAUCAACCCUCUCCGGCAUGGCAUUGUAUUGGAUUGGAAUGGUGCCGAGGCCAUCCUGGCCUACAUCUUUGAGAAGGAGAUGAAGGUGCAGCCCGAAGACCAUGCCGUGAUGGUGGCUGACCCACCCCUGAGCCCCACCACCAACCGCGAGAGGAUGGCCGAACUCCUCUUUGACACCUUCAACAUUCCAGCCAUACACAUCACAAGGCAGUCGCUGCUUUCUAUCUAUGCCUAUGGCUGCACCAGUGGGCUGGUGGUGGAGAGUGGCCAUGGUUCCUCCUGUGUCGUCCCCAUCCAUGAAGGCUAUAUCAUGCCUCACAUCACUGCUAGCGUUGAUUAUGGAGGCUGUGACCUUACAAAAUAUUUGCUAAAACUCAUCAACCAGAAUGGGCACAAGUUAAAUGCCAAUGACUAUCAUCUUGUGGAGCAAAUCAAACAGGAGUAUUGUUACACCGCUAUUGACUUUGAUGGUGAGAUGCGGGGUGAGACCAAAGAGUACAUAGCACACUUUGAGUUGCCAGAUGGUAAGACUAUCACGGUUGGCAAAGAAAGGAUUAAAUGCCCUGAAGCCCUCUUCAAUCCAUCACUCAUGGGUUCCAGAGAGGCUGGGCUGCAUACAUUGGCUCUGAACAUCAUCAAUAAAUGUGACUCUAGCCUGCUAGAGGAAAUGUACACAAAUAUCCUGCUCUGUGGGGGCUCAACCAUGUUCUCUGGAUUCCGCGUUCGUUUCCAGAAGGAAUUAAGAAAACUGGCACAAGACAUGAACCCGCAAGUGCAAGCAAUUCCUGAGAGAAGAUAUUCAGUCUGGUUUGGAGGUUCAAUCCUAUCCUGCAUCAAAUCCUUCCAGCAACUGUGGGUUAGCAAAAGGGAUUACGAUGAGCGUGGACCACUGGCUAUCUAUAGAAAAUGUUUCUGAAACUGAGGUUUUAAACACAUUAUUUUUUUUAAAAAAGCACACAGCUGAUUUCCAUCUCUGAAUGUAACUUAAAUUAAUUGAAGAUUGGUUUAAACAUGCAAACAUAAUAAAGUCUUAUAAUCCGUGUGAUUAUUGAAAGAUGAUCAUGGAUAUUGAGAUGUGAUUAAAUGGUAAAUGCAUGAUGUCACAUGGAAUCUUAAUGAGUUCCACUGACUUUGUGAACCAGGACUGUAGGCUGUGCAUGUGAAUUGUAACAAGGCCAGGAAUAUAUCUGGCUGCUGUGUAUGAUGUUCAGAUCAAUGUAGAACGAUUGUGCUGCUCAUAGUGUGGAUAGGUCAUUACAUCACUUAAAUGUCUCCUCUUAGGGCAAUGUUCAUUGACAUUAAUUUGUAUUCUGUUACAAUAUAGACUAUUUUACUGGGUAUAACUGCUCAUCUUUUACUGUAGCACCAUAUUCCAAUAUGUUGAAAAGAGAC
Messenger RNA from Chiloscyllium plagiosum (whitespotted bambooshark), 2062 nucleotides. Its product is annotated as actin-like protein 7B. Lineage: Eukaryota; Metazoa; Chordata; Chondrichthyes; Orectolobiformes; Hemiscylliidae. The record is from RefSeq and is a predicted model, not a curated record.